This is a messenger RNA of Galleria mellonella (greater wax moth), 5465 nucleotides long. It is a transcript of the gene THADA, whose product is annotated as thyroid adenoma-associated protein homolog. Bases 75 to 5462 code for a protein of 1795 amino acids. The record is from RefSeq and is a predicted model, not a curated record. Lineage: Eukaryota; Metazoa; Arthropoda; Insecta; Lepidoptera; Pyralidae. Gene Ontology annotation, biological process: tRNA methylation. Gene Ontology annotation, cellular component: cytosol. The transcript has 25 exons.
UUUUCAUUUUAUUUACAUAUGUUACUUCUUUUGAUUUGAAAUUAUUUUGUUAUUAUAACCCAUGUCCUUUUACCAUGAAUAGUUUAUCUUUGAGAAUAGUAAGAGGUGGUACGAAGAAAUCCAAAAAUUCGUUUGGAUUUUCUUUAAUACAAAUUCCAAUAUUUGAGGUUACAGGUAGUCAUGUAGAGUUAUAUGAAUCCUUUAAUAAUUCAAAUAGUCCUGAUGAGCAAUUGAUAAUAUUAAAAAAAAGUUUAGAGGAGAGUAAAAAUAAAACAGACUCUGUCAUAUUUGAAUUCCUUGUUGUUGUAUUUCUUCAGGCUGAAGCUAAACAUCCAAUAAAAUGUUUUAUAACAAGACAUAUCACCAAAAACACAUCUCUACAGCAACCUUUCUCGGAUGUACUGGCCUGCCAUAUAGCUCAGUAUAUAUCAAAUAAACCCAAGUCAUACAUAGAGUAUGUAGAUGUUGUAAUGAAAGUAGCCACAUGUAUAGAAAAUUUUCCAGCUGGAUCAGAUGCUAUCAGAGCUGUGGAAGUUAGCUUAACAGAGUACUUGGUGACUUGCUUAGAAUGCUGUAUUAUGACAUUAAGGAACCAACAAACAUUAUCACCAACUGAAAAGAAUGAAAUAUUUGACUUAGCUCAUUUAGCAAUAAGAUUACUUUUAUAUAUUGUACAAAAAGCCAAUACAAAUAAUUUAGAGAAAAUAAUAGCUAUGUUUAUUGCAAUAAGGUUGUAUAUUAAAAAGUUAAUGUUUGAUAAUGAUGUUCCUAUGGACACAAAGUCGGUGGCAGGGAUACUAUUCUUACACAUGCAUGUUACAGAGAAAGGACCUGAUUCAUGGAUCAAUUUAUUUGUAUCUCAAGAUGAUGAUCUUUACACUUUGUUAAGAAAUGAGACAGCACAGUUAGCACUAUAUUCUGCUAUACCGACAGUGGUAGCGACGGACAGAUUACAGUCACAAAGUGUCGCAGGCAAGUCAGUUGUUAUUGUGUUGACUCAAAAGAUUGUGGCUAUUGGGGAAAGGAAUCCGUCUGAGUCCACAUUGACGCUAGGUGUAACACGAACAAUUUUACAAAUCAGUAAGACUCUAGAGCGAGUCAGUGACGUCAAUAUCUGCUUAGAGUUAGUAACUGCUCUGUUGGAGUUUGUGUGGCCGCAUCUAGACCACCAUAUGGAUAGCGUUCGGCAUCUGACUGCGCAGGCGCUGGCGAAUGUCGUUAGAUAUUGCACUAAACUACAAAAUCAAGGUAAUAGUAAACCUUUAGACUGGGUUUACACCGCUUUGUCGUCGCUAGACAAGAGUCGCAAGAGUUACUACGUGAGCGUGACGUCACUGGUCAACUCGCUGGGCGCUAGAAACGUUAUAGCGCGGUUCCCCGAGAUCAUAUGUGACCUCGUCGCUGCAUUGCACGUACAACCGGUUCAAGCUAGUGCAACAACAGCUCUCGAAACGUUACUACAAAAUCACGCACCACAAGCUAGCACACAGUCCAUUUAUGAGCAGUGGAUAUUACCUAUACUGUCUCAUGUAGCCAACAGUACUCCGGACUCAACUAUACUCAACAUUCUCGAGAACAUACUGGCUAAGGCUUUGUCAAUCGAUGAGAAUCUCAUUAGUUACAUUUUGCCUCAUAUUAAACAAUCAUGCGACUCGCCUCAUAAGGAUAUAAAAUGUGUGCUUAUGCUGGCAAGCGUAGCGCAAAGAUCAAAUCUCUACAUUCUGCGGACGGAAGAAGACGGCGACGAAGACAAGGAAUGGAGAGGACUCAUCCGGUAUAAUGUACUCGAGGCAGCUGCCGUGGAUGCCGUUGAAGAGACGCGAGUAUUGGCGCUAGCGCUGGCGGUGCAAGCGCGCCGGCCGUCGUCGCCACUGACGGCACAAGAGCUUCGCCUCGUGCUGCUACACUUGCGGUAUGAUGCUGCACCCAAUCCACACACACGUCAGCUCAUACUCGCUCUUCUCGGGAAGUUUAUAAAACGUUUAGAAGACAGCUUCAUGGUACUAAAGAGACAAAAGGACUCACCAAACGCUAGCCACAAGAUUAAAUAUUACUUGGAGUUCAUCGAGGCGUUUAGACACCAGUGUUUUUCUAGUUUGAUACAAGGUGCCAAUUACAGUCGACGAUGCAUGGCUUUACAAUUACUUAGUUGGUGCGAGAAUGCACAUUUUGAAGGCUAUGAAAGAACGUGGACUGAGGAAUAUGUUGAAAAGUUAUUACUGCACCUGGAAGACAGUUAUGAGAACAAUAAAGCUCUCGCUUUGGACAUACUCGACAAAUGCCCCAUACAACUGUUACAACUCAAGACAUACAGUAUCAGUCUGGAAGUAGACGACAUUCUGACACAAGCGUCAUACAUGAAGCCAACCGAAUGUGUGUCAGCCGCGUACAAACUUGAUUUGUUAGUGAGAAGGCUGCCCCAGCGCAUUUUACAAGGGAAUUCUUGUUCCACUCCGGAGCCGGUGAUUUACGUCCUAGUAGAGCGAAUGUUGCACGAUCUGCGCGGACAACUGCAGUGUGCAGUACAAAGCAUCGUAAGCGCAGCACGGUCCGCGCCUCUACACGGACUACUGCACUGUCUGCGUCGCGCCCUGCACUCAUUGAAUGCGCGAGCUAUAUCCGAAGAUGAACAAUGGAGAUCUUUAAUAAGCCAAGUGAUUGACACUUGUAUGGAGGUGACGGCCGCAGUGGCGAGCGUGGUGAACAACUCCUCGCCCGAAGGUCACCUGCCAAUGGAUGCUUCCGGUGUCUCAGUCACUGAUACUGGCAACUCUGGCGGCGUGAUGUUAGAGGAUGGACGGCCCGUGACAGCGCAAAUGGUGUUACUUUGCGCCUGGAGAUCCGUGAAAGAGGUGUCGCUCCUAUUGGGCACAAUAUCAUCACGCCUCACGGUGGAAGGCGAGGGAGGCAGCGGUGGCACGCUCUCGGCCGAACAGCUGCAAGCGUUGGGCGAGCACUUCACUUCUCUGCUAGCUCAUACUAAGCACAGGGGUGCUUUUGAACAAGCCUAUGUUGGCUUCACAAGACUACUAGCCAGACUAUGGCGCUGUCGCAGCGCCCGUUUGCAUGGACUGCCUGCAUCAUGGCUGCGGGGGUUACUGCAGUCGCUGGCGGCAGGAGGAGAUGGUGGAACUCUUUGUGCUACUCGACGCAGCGCUGGACUCCCUUUUAUGAUACAGGCAAUAGUAACUACAGAAAUAGAAGUGCAAAGUAACCCGAAGUGCUUCCACCAAUGCAUGAGAACGCUGCUCCGUCUUGCCUGUCCGCCAUCUCUUCCUCACAAAUACCAAGACGGCUAUACAAUCAAAUCAAGAAAUGCAACAGCUACAAAUAAUCAUGUUGACAGUGAUGAAAUAAUAGAAAUAAUUCCUGGUGAUGUGUCAAUAGAGACGAGAACGCAUAGUUUAAACAUUCUACGUGCUUUGUUUCGUAAUUCGGCGCUAGAGGAGAGCGUUGCUUCGUACGUGGGUACGGGAUUCAUUGUGGCACUCUCUGGAUUCGAUGGUGACACUUGGGCGGAACGCAACUCAUCGACGCUGGCCCUGAGUGCGCUAGUGUCCCGCGUGUUCGGCGUGGCGCGGCCGCGUACCUCCAAGAAGGCAGCCUCCCGCACCGACACUAUGACCGGUCGCAUCUUCUUCCUGCGAUACCCACGCCUCUACGACUUCAUGCUGGAAAAGCUAAAAGAGGCGAGUACAAGUGAGGAUAGUCAGCUCCGUCCAUCACUAUACCCGAUCCUACUGUUGCUAGCUCGCCUGUACCCGUCUUCACUUGAAGGCACAGUUUCCACCCUGAAGCUGGUGGCUUUCAUACCGCAUGUGCUCUCUUGUGCGAGGAGUAGCGUGCUGAAGAUCCGACAACUGGCUGCUAAGGCUAUGGUGCCACUUAUAUCGCCUGAACAAUACAUCCCGCAUCUGGAAAUGACGCUUACUAUAAUAACAGAUGUAAACAUAAAACGUAACUACUGCCAUGGAAUACUACUCCAAUUGGUGAGACUGUUCGCCUCUAAGCCGGAACGACUCUGCGAGGUGCAGAUAUCGUGCCUCUCACAACUCUUAAGGAAUACCCACUGGAUAUUAGAGCAAGCUGUGACGGAAAAUCCUUGUUAUUUGCUAGCUGAUGAAUAUGUGAAAAUGAUUAAUCUGGUGUUAUGGAGGUUUCCCACAUUACUCCAAAAAGAAAUUAUAUCUAACAUUGAAACUUCUCUAGAACAACUGUUAUUCACUAAACAAGUGCCCAUCAUUGAUUCCGGAAGAGACAUAUGUUUAGCCAACGCUUUAUAUCUUUACAUAAUUAUUUUACAUAAACAAAAUAUUAAUAAAAUCCCCGAUACGAUAUAUAAAGGGCUAUCUCACAAAUCUUAUGAAGUAAUAUUGUCUACAUUGAAUUAUUUGUUGAUUUUACACAAAAAUAUUGAAAAUGACAGCUGCAAAUUACAAGAGCAUUUAUAUUUAUUAGCUGAUGAUAGUGUAUUAAAAAAACUAAGAGAAAACCACAUGUAUAUAGAGACAUUAUGUGAAGUAUACAAGAAUAGCAAAUAUUUAGAAUGUAUACAGAAAACAUUGAAAGUGUUAACGUUAGAGAGAGAUACACAAAAACGUAUUAUAGAAAUUAAAAGUAAUAUUACAAACAUAUCAGAUGAAUGUACAAUAAAAAAAUUAAUCGAAUUUGUUCAAGAUGAACAUUAUAAUCUGAUUCAUAUUUAUUUGGAGUGUUUGUCGACUUUUGUAUCUAGAAAAAUAAAGGAGAGUGAUUUAAUUAGAGACACUAUAUUGAGCGUAAUAAGGGUGAUAUAUGCGUGUAGUUCAUCCGAUAACACUGAAGAUACGAGAAGCGUGGUUGUAGAUUUCCUCGAGAAAAAUCUAAGAGAGUUAUCAAAUUUGAAUUUAGACGGGAUGAGUGAUGAGGAUAAAUUCGAGUAUAAAGCGACUCUAUUAGCGACAACAGUAACUCUCCUUGAGGACGAUGAAGAAUCGCUGCGACAACGAACCUCAAACACAGUCCUACAAUUAGUUAACAAAGAAGUUGUCACCACUACAGUGAUACCUAGUAAAGCUGCUGAGCUGUUGAGAGAUUAUAUAGAGGAAUUCACUGAGCACAAUAUGGCUAUAUUCCUAGUGUUAGCCCUUUUGGAUUUUAAAUCUGAAGUGUGUUUAACGGACGAAAUUACAGAUGAGUGCCGUGUAUUCGACCAAAAUGAACGGUACAACAUAUUUUUAGAAGAAAGUAUCUUGACCAGUGAAUGUGGUGAUAAAAUUUUGCAACUGUGCGGUAAACAGAGUACCAGUGUAAUCAAGUAUAUACUGGCCAUUUUGGAUAAUAAUAUAUACAAAAGAACAUUCGAGAAUUUGUGCAAUAACCAUAUAGUUACAUUAAGAAAAAUAAUAGACGGUGAUUUGACGUAUAAAAACAGUACCACGAACCCUAAAAUAGAAUUGCUUUUAAAGAAAUUAAGUACCUAAAUU